This is a messenger RNA of Aspergillus welwitschiae, 209 nucleotides long. RefSeq lists its product as uncharacterized. The record is from RefSeq and is a predicted model, not a curated record. Lineage: Eukaryota; Fungi; Ascomycota; Eurotiomycetes; Eurotiales; Aspergillaceae. Bases 5 to 190 code for a protein of 61 amino acids. The transcript has a single exon.
UAUUAUGUCAAAACAAUAUUCAUAUCUACGAGGAGACCUCCACAGCAAACAAUUAGGAUGGAAAUCUAAUAGUAGAAGUAUACUAAUUAAUACUAAAAAUAUCAAUUUGUCAAGGAAAUGUUGUUACUUAUGUUUUUCCAGCCUUCCGUUGCAACAAUCAUUAAAGGAUAGGUGGGCAGCCCGCUCAUAGCGACCAUUGCAAGAAUAGG